AUGUCUUCCCCUCGGGACCUUGAGAUCGUGCUUCUUGGAGCAACUGGGUAUACCGGAAAGCUGUGUGCUGAACACAUUGCUAAGAGUCUCCCUACCAACCUUGCAUGGGGAAUUGCAGGUCGGUCCUCCGAAAAGUUGGAGAAUUUAUCUACGAAGCUGCAGGCACUCAACAAAGAUCGCAAACCUCCAGAACUGCUGCCGGUUCAAUUUAAUGACGCUGAAUUGAAAACACUUGCCUGCAAAACCAAAGUUGUUAUCAACUGUGUCGGUCCAUAUCGCAAACACUCUACUCCUGUGGUGAAGGCCUGUGCUGAAAAUGGCACUCAUUAUGUUGAUGUGACGGGCGAGGCUCCUUGGGUCAGGGAUAUGGUCAGCAGGUUCCAUGAAGUCGCCAAGUCUACCGGCGCAAUUUUGAUAUCGGCGAACGGUGUUGAGAGUGCACCGGCCGAUUUGUUGACCUAUGUGAUGGCCAAGUCCAUCAAAGAUCAAUUUGGGGUUGUCACAGACGAGACGACAAUGUCUCUUUACCACAUAAAGGGCAAAUUCAGUGGUGGCACGCUCUCAACUGUUCUUGAUUUCUUUGACAACAUUGAUUCUCAAUCCAGUGAGCCCUACUGUAUCUCCCUCUCCAAGCCUGCUAAGCCAAAGUCUGUCUCUAUCCUGCGCCGAAUCUUUGGCGUGCAUUAUGUUCCAGACAUCGGAGUUGGCACCACCUGUGUCUGUGAGGCAUGUGACACCGCGAUUGUUCACCGUACUAGCUCCCUGAUGCCUCAGCUCUUCAAUCCGGACUUCAGGUUCUGGGAAAGUAUGAAAACCCGCAAUAUCCUCACCGGUCUUGCCGUGCAUUUCACUCUCAUAACUGCGGCCGUCGUUUUGCUACUAUCCCCUGUUCGGUGGCUGCUACCUAGGUACAUAUAUGCUCCUGGUGAAGGAGUAGCCGAAGACGACAAGGCUGGCUUUUCAAUUGAGUACAGAGGUGUUUCGACUGCUAAGCAAGACAAGCCGGGGAAAAAGGAUAUCAGAAUCCUUGGAUCCUUCCGUUAUGAUGGGUGUCCGUACGUGCUCACAGGAAUUUUCCUUGCCGAGGCAGCCAUCGUUUUGGCUAGGAGUAACAGAGUCGGCCAGGAUAUUACGGCGGGAUAUCUCACCCCCGCCUCAUUGGAAGUCGAGUAUAUUGAGAAUCUAGAGAAGGCUGGUGCACACUUCAAGACUACAGUAUUGGAGCAGUAA
Molecule: messenger RNA, 1230 nt
Organism: Microsporum canis CBS 113480
Lineage: Eukaryota; Fungi; Ascomycota; Eurotiomycetes; Onygenales; Arthrodermataceae
Product: trans-acting enoyl reductase
Exons: 5
Coding region: 1-1230 (409 amino acids)
Biological process (GO): glycolipid biosynthetic process
Cellular component (GO): lipid droplet; plasma membrane; mitochondrion
Source: RefSeq, a predicted model, not a curated record